AUGAGCGCCGAAAAGAAAACCAACAAGCCCAGGGUGUCGCCCGCGACUCACCUCAUUGCCGGUGGUAUCGCCGGUUUUGCUGAAGCAUGCACCUGUCACCCCCUUGACACGAUCAAGGUGCGGAUGCAGCUGUCCCGCAGGGGCCGCGGCAUCAGCGAAAAGCCCCGUGGCUUCUUCGCCACGGGCGUGCAUAUUGUGCGCCGCGAAUCGCCUCUGGGCCUGUACAAGGGCCUCGGUGCCGUCGUGGCCGGCAUCGUGCCCAAGAUGGCCAUCCGCUUCAUGAGUUUUGAACAGUACAAGCUCGCUCUGGCCAACCGCGAGACGGGCGUGACGAGCCCGCAGGGCGUGUUCGUCGCCGGUCUGCUCGCUGGUACCACGGAGGCCGUGGCCGUCGUGAACCCCAUGGAAGUGGUCAAAAUCCGUCUGCAGGCCCAGCAGCACUCGCUCGCAGAUCCGCUGGAGAAGCCUCGCUACCAAAACGCCGCCCACGCUCUGUACACGAUUGUGCGUGAGGAGGGCUUCGGCACGCUUUACCGCGGUGUGGCGCUCACGGCGCUGCGUCAGGCAACGAAUCAGGCGGCCAACUUCACGGCAUACCAGGAGCUCAAGUCGCUGGCUCAGCGCGUGCAGCAGACGCAAGAUCUGCCCUCAUACGAGACGGCCACGAUUGGUCUGAUCUCGGGUGCGCUGGGUCCUUUCUCGAACGCCCCGAUUGACACCAUCAAGACGCGUAUCCAGCGCGCCGCCAAGGUCGAGGGCGAGACAGCCAUGGGCCGCAUCGUCAAGGUCGCCUCAGAUAUGUUCAAGCAAGAAGGUGUGAGUGCCUUCUGGAAAGGCAUCACCCCGCGUGUCGCGCGUGUCGCUCCUGGCCAGGCCGUUGUAUUUACCAUCUACGAAAAGGUGAAGGGCAUGAUCGAGUCUUCCCAUGAAAAGAAGGCUCAGGCCGUCGUGAAACAGUAA
Molecule: messenger RNA, 960 nt
Organism: Malassezia restricta
Lineage: Eukaryota; Fungi; Basidiomycota; Malasseziomycetes; Malasseziales; Malasseziaceae
Product: solute carrier family 25 (mitochondrial citrate transporter), member 1
Exons: 1
Coding region: 1-960 (319 amino acids)
Biological process (GO): fumarate transport; succinate transport; transmembrane transport
Source: RefSeq, a predicted model, not a curated record